Molecule: messenger RNA, 2435 nt
Organism: Pocillopora verrucosa
Lineage: Eukaryota; Metazoa; Cnidaria; Anthozoa; Scleractinia; Pocilloporidae
Product: calcium/calmodulin-dependent protein kinase type 1
Biological process (GO): protein phosphorylation
Molecular function (GO): ATP binding; protein kinase activity
Source: RefSeq, a predicted model, not a curated record
CUGAGCUGUGAUUUAAUUGAGCAAUUGAAGCAGUGUGCUUCCUUACAUUGAGCAAACUUGAUAUUUACCAAUUAACUGCAAGACUCGAGGCAACAAAAUGAACUAAUGUACAUUUGAGACCAGGCGGCCUUUGGAAGGACUUCGCAAAAUUUAGCACAACUGUGACACAGCUCGAGAAAAGAUAUCUUUCACGUUUCGUCUCAACGUCAAACAGUAAAAGGUGUUCUUCACCCAACAGUCAUGUACGAAAUUUCAUUCGUUGACGAUGACUCCGAGGAUUUCAGGAUCCAGGACUUGCUGGGCGAGGGUUCUUUCGCUCAGGUUUACAAAUGUGUGGAAACCAAGUCACAAACCGUGUUCGCUCUGAAAGAAUUUGACCAGAAACACAAGGAAUUUGAUGAGAAAACUGUAGAACAAGAGGUACUUGUUUGGACUGAUGUUGUGCACGAGAACAUCGUUCGCUUGUACGCCUCCUUUGCCACAGGAUCUUACAUGUACUUUGUCCUGGAAUACGUGGACGGGGGAAGCCUUUUUAAUCACAUGAUGCAAAGGCACAAAUAUAGCGAGAAAGAAGCUGCGAACAUUUUGAAACAGGUACUUGAAGCCCUUCAUUACCUUCACAAGAAACGAAUCGUCCAUCGAGAUGUCAAACCGGAUAACCUACUGAUCAAACAGGUUCCAGAUACCGCUGGCAAAUCCAAACAGCACCCAACAAUCAAGUUAUGUGACUUCGGAUUUGCUUUCAAACUCCCACCUGGUGUUGAGGUCACGUGCUGUCCUCCGCGGGGCGCGCCGAUGUUUUUGGCGCCAGAAACAAUUCUCGACAAUCCAAUUGGUCGACCUGUGGAUAUGUGGUCCACGGGUGUACUUCUUCACCUCUUAGUGGCGGGCUAUCCACCAUUCUGGCACGAUAACAGCGAGAAAAUGUUACUGGCGGCAGUGCGAGGCCAGUUUAGUUUAACUACUCCCACUUGGAACAAAAUUUCUAAGUCCUGCAAAGAUCUGGUCAAAUGUAUGCUUGCAGUGCAGACAUCCCAGCGUAUCACGGCUGUCGAGGCUUUAAGACAUCCUUGGUUUUUUAAGUUAUCGGAGUUGGACUCACCACGCCCGCGAAGGAAACACAGUAGUGAGCUGUCGAAAAGUUGUCGGCUGACAGAGAAGCUCAAGUGUACGAUCAGCGAGAUGCACUCAAGCAUGAAGCUGCACCGCUUGGGUCUCGAUCCUUUGAAAGGAAAAUUUUCCCCGCUAUAUCACUCAGCCAUGAAUCUGUCUGAGGUUAGCAGAUGACAGCAGCUGCGUUUGUCUCGUACAGUUAAAUUUGUUCACGCUUAACAGUUCGGCAUCUCAUGACAAUGUUAACAGAUACGUUAAACAUUGGUAUCGAGGUCAGACGUUCUCCCUCCUGGGGAGCGCUACGAAGUCUUGACAGUCCUAUUUGUCCACCUGCGGGGUUAUGGUCUACCGGUGUUUCCCCCUUACUCACUCUUGAGAGAAUGAUUCCCUUUAAAGUCCAGUCUCGUUUCUCGUCGCUGUGCUUGACCGGGGAAGCCUAAGUUUAGGAGCUUGAAGCCAAGUGGGAAGGCCCGGCUUCACAUGCGCGCUUGAUGGCUGAAUUUUUCAAACGUUUUCGCUUCAUAUUCAAGUUUAAACACCAGGUAUAACCAGUUUCUGCACAAAUCAAUGUCUUGAUCGUAUGCUUUCAUGUACAAUAGAGAAUGUUAAUGAAGUUGAAUAUCAAAAUUUUGCUCAUUAGACAGCGUCUAUAUUUCCUCUGAAAUUCCAAAUCAUGGGAUAGUCCGGUGAUGGGACAUACCAUUUCAAGAUGAUGGCUAGAGAUGAGCAGGCAUGUAGAUGGGGCUGGUCGCAGUUGCCCAAAUUAUUUCACAUUACAAUGGCUACACCUUUACCACUUUAUCAUUUUGUUAUAGGCAGAUAACUUGAGUGUUCUUACCUUGACAUUAGUGAUUGUUUAACUAGUUUAAUGAUCAGAAUAGUAAUCUUGGGGUGGAAUUUAGAAGUGUGACCAACGUCUUCCUUUCGAUUCUUAAAAAUCAACUCCUAAAUGGUUCCAGAGAACCACAAACGAAAAGAGCUCAAAAAGUGACGAUAAACUUGUUUGUACUUCAAAUUACGCAUUUCAACUCACUUUUCAAAUUGAGGAUGCAAAGAUUAUUCUGCUACUAAGCAAACAAAACAACAAAAAGACGUUUGACUGUAACCCUACAUUGUUAAAUAAUAAAAAAUUCAAAUAUCUGUCACUGUGUCUACCUUCUUCUACAUUCUCUUAAUGGUUACAACAAUGAUUGCAUUGCCCUCUUUGUGGGACAUGACAUAAACAACCAACCACAAUCAACAAACUAAAAACACCAGAUGGGUAGAGAAGCAUGUCUCCUUCACUUAUGACAACUUCACAGCUGCUAAACCAAAUGACUGUA